UCUACGGGGUCCGGACAAGACUCCCCUAGGACAAAACCCCCUUGAGAAAGCUAACCAGCAGCCAGCUUUUUGCUUCGGUUGAUUUCAUGGCCAUCAACUACUAGGAUCUUUACCGUAGUCUUGUUUGGGUGCGGUAGAGGGAGUGUUACACCGUAAACAAACACAGCAGUUGACAGGCUCGCCACUAGUCAGUCGCGAGGAAACAACUGUUCAGGAAAUACUUAACGCUCUACCAUGAGUGCCAAUCGUUAUGAACAUGGGAAAAGAUUUGAUAAGCUCUUUCCUACAACAUGUAGUUUCAUCGUCUUUUUGGCCUAUAUGGCACUAUUCAUUAAUCAAGGCAUCGUAGUCACGGCCUCUCAGCGAGCGGACAACAGUUAUAGCUACAACACAGUGACGGUGGUGCUGCUAACCGAAGCCACAAAGCUGGUCGCCUCUCUAUUAAUAUAUCUUAAAGAUAAUAAACUAUCCACACUCUUCACUGACAUAAGGACUAACAUCAGAGUGCUGGGGCUAUACAUGGUGCCAGCCCUCCUCUACUGCCUCUACAACAACUUGGCCUUUGUCAACCUCGCCGUUUUUGACCCCACCACAUACUUCUUGUUACUUCAGCUCAGAGUCGUUGUAACUGGUGUUAUAUUCCAGGUUAUUUUCAAAAAGCAACUGAGCAAACGUCAGUGGGUGUCCCUCAUCAUACUGACAAUAGGAUGUAUAGUGAAGCAGUUAAGUACAUCUAAGAAAACAGAUUUAUCACCUACAGAGAGUGAUGUACCUUUCUCAGUGAUGCUCUCCAACCUUGUCUCACUCCACACCGGUCUUCUCUUAGUACAGGUGUUUUGCUCCUGCCUGGCUGGUGUCUAUAAUGAGAAGUUACUGAAAGAUACUGGUGCUGAGGUUCACAUUAUGGUGCAGAAUGUCUUCAUGAACAUUAACUCCAUAAUAUGUAAUGCAGUUGUCCUCUUGUAUAGAGGAGAAUUGAUUUCUGCCUUUUCAACAACAUCACUUUCACAGGUGUGGCAGCCAGUUGUGGUGGUGAUUAUCCUCAAUAACGCAGCUGUGGGCAUUGUAACGUGCUUCUUCCUCAGAAACUUAAAUUCCAUUCUGAAAACAUUUGCAUCUGCACUUGAACUAAUGUUUACGGCAGUUCUUUCAUGGGUCAUAUUUGGCAUCGCAGUUAACUGGUGGACUGCCGUAGCCAUAGCUCUCGUCAUAUUUGCAACAUACAUGUACGCCCAGAACCCAGUGGUCAACAGAGGACGGCUAGACGAGUUAGAGAAGGACACAUCAUCAGAGCCGGAGGGGUUAACUCUAAUAAAAAAUGUACCUCCCACAAAUGUGUAAAAUUAUAUCUCGUUUUGUGAGAGCAGCAGCAGCUUUAAAAGUAUUGUGGACUACCGUAUGCAGUACUUGGUUAUUUGAAUGCAGUUGUAAUUUUUAAAAUUUAAUUAUCAGCUUUAAUAGUUGUUUUAACAUAUGAUUGGCUUAGUGACUAGAAAUUAAAUCAAUAGGAAUAUACAGGUGCUCCUGUACUAGUUACUUUCCUGAGGCUCGCUCUCCAUUACAACUUUACUCAUAGAUAUACAUAUUGCAAAAAAUGGAAAUACAGGUAUAGAGGAAGUACAGCACAGCUAUACCGGUACCCUACAGUACAGGCAUUUUCUUCAAUAUAAUCUAGUCUCACCCACACUGGCAGGUAAAUUCCCUCAACGAUUAUGUCUAUAUCUCUGAAAGUUCUUAGUAGAGGAGCAUAUUGUAUAACAAAAUCCUGAGCCAAAAAUUGGUUGUAUUAACUCUGUAAUCACCAAUACAACAAUUACUAUUAAUAUCUGUACGGUGGCUAACAUGUUUUGAGAGAUGUGGCAUCACUGCCCACCAGUGAACAGAUACGAGCCAUGACAUUCUACUUGAUAAUCUAUAUUUAAACAGUAACCAUGCAGGAAAUGCAUGCAUUCACAGAUAGAAGAGGAGCUACUUAUUUAGCGUCCUUGGUGUGGUUACUAUAGCGAGGCUAGUAUUGCCCAUUCUGCUAGUUUUACUACAUGUAAACAUACAGUGGUGCCACAUCUCACAAAACAUGUCAGCCACUGUACCCAUUGCAAAUGGUGACAACUGUACAGUAAGGUAUACACUAUUUGUAGUUUCCUUAUAGAAACUUAAUAUUGUACUGUAAUAAUUUCAAUUGUACUGAUUCAUGUUUCAAAGAAAUAUGAGCAUAAAUAUGUUAUACAUGCUUAAAGAUAUAGAAAUUAAGCAUCAUAACAAGACAAAGUCUUAUGUAUAACAUACAUACUGUAAAGUACUUGCUAUAAGCUGUAUCCUCAGGAGUAUAACAUGCAUUAUGUUUGUCUCUGGUGAGGAUUAAACUUCCUAGUCAUUUGCAUCUUGUUACUAGCUGCAUCUGCCAGCUCCAAAAUGACCCACUUAUGACCAUGUUUUGGUCAGUCUUGACCCUCCCAAUUAACAGGAGUUUUUAGUCUCCUGUGAGGUUUCAGAACAUUUUUAGAGGAUUAUUGUUUCAAAGCGGUAGUUUGGAAUAUUUCUGACUGUAGUAGAAGGAAAACAGAUUAAGGUAACAUUUGUGGUUAAUAGUUAUUGUGUAAAUUGAAAAUAUUUUGACAUGAGCAAGAAUAUUAACCUGUAUAGUACUACAGUAGUUUAUGUGCCAUAGCAAUAAAUGAGACAAUAGACCAUAUUGAUGGUUAGGGUAUUAACUUGGUCCUCUAUAAAUUAUUUGUGAAGAAAAUUUGUUAACACCAUAACCUAUGUGAUCUCUAGUGAUUGGGAACUUUAGGAAAUUCAAAAUUUUCUUUAGUUUUAAUACUUUAUGUACAGUAUUUCUCACUUGUAGCCCUAGCAUACGUUAUAUACAUCCUUUAUUAAUGGUAUGUAUCCAUUGAUUUUUACACAGUGAAGUGAUAUGUGAUUUUGAUUAUGGUUUCUGUUGUUCGUGUUAGAUAAUUAGACGAUAUAUGAAUUUUAUGAAUGCACAAGAAACAUUCUACAAUAACUUUUGGGGGCAUUCUAUUUAUAGAAGCUCUUAUUUAAUUUUUUAUCUUUAUUUCUACAUUUUUGUCUAAUUUUAGACCAUAGUUUAUUCCGAGUGAUUGUUAAUUUGAAGAAUAUUGUAUUUUUUUGUUUACAUAAUACUGCAGAAUCAUACUGUAUAAUGUUGAGUAAUGUCACCAGACCAAGAUCUGAAUAUAAGGUGACAUAUGUAAAUCUUUGGCCAGUGACCUGAUGAUGCUUAUUGUGAGGUGAACUGUUUAUCUCAUCAUUAUUACACUUUUAUGCAGUAUUUAUAUGAUUUAAUUCAUCCAUUGUUGCAUGAUGCUGUGGAGUACAAAAUGUUUUAAAAUAUUUAGUUUUAUGAAGGUUUGUGAUUAAUGCCAUUAAUUUAUUUGGAUUGAAAUUGAUGGUACAAGUACAUUUAACUUAUUAACAGGGAUUACAGUUCCUAUAGCAUUUGAUUAUAAUUAUUAUUCUCAAGAUACUUUUUUUAUGUCCGCAUAUGAAAUGCAAUAACUCUCCAACAAAAUCAGACUCUAGUAUUAAAUUUUCACAUCAGUGAGUCCUCAGUGUUUAGGGGUAGGUAAUUAAGGUCUGAGGAGUCAUUGGUAAGCAUGUUAAAAUUAAAGUACUACUGCUUUCAUUAAAUUUUUUCGGCUUCAUUGGUUUAACCAUAUUACCAUUUGUCCAUAAUAGACAUUUAUCCAUUACAUUCAUACUGUACUAUACUGUAUACCCAUUUAAACCGAGUUAUAAACUAAACUAGUGAUGAUGCGACAUUUUCAUAAUCAAAUGGACAAGAGUGUUAAGUUGCUGUAAUAGAACAGACAAAAUGUAAACGAAACUGAAAGCUUUUAGAGUUCUUGUGGGAAGUAGCAAAAAUAUCAAUGUAUAUAUUAAAAGGCAUAUAUAAUGUAUAUUCAUGAUUUUGCUACUCUUAAUUACACUGUACACAGUAGACCCUUGAUAUUCGCAGCUUCAGGAUUCACAAAUUUCCUGUUUGCAAUUUAUUAAAUGUAUACCAGUGCCAACUUCCCAUUUGUGACCCAUGACCUCUAAUUUUCACAUAUGUUCAAGGAAGCUGAAAUCCAUGCAUUUUGGGGGACACAUGUCUUAAAUCAUGAAAAACAUUUUAAUCCAUGAAAUAUCAUUUAUUGUUUCAGUCCCGGACAUUGAGGAUAAAACCACAUUCACUUCCCAUGUACUGUACUAUCAAAUUUACUUCCCAUGUACUAUCAAAUUUAUUCUUAAAAUCCAAGAUUGAAUAAUUGUUAUAUAGUAUUACUGUGUACAUUCUUCUAUAGUAUUACAUUGAGGUAAAUUUUACUAUAAAUUUUACCUGUGCAGUAUUUUCACCAUCAUCAUUAUUAUUUAAUGGUCAUUUUCCCACACUUGCAUGGGUCAGCCAUGAUUACCUAAAGGGAACUUUGCCAUCAGGCAUGUUGAAGCAAAGUUUUACACCUGGAUGCCCUUCCUAAUGCCAACAUACAGGGUGGGAACAGCUAGUAAAGCAAGGUUGAAACUCCAAGGUAACCAAAGACUACUAUUUAACUAAUAAAUCCAUAAAUAUCAACAAACUUCUACUUCUAAUGCUCUAGUUUACUACAGUUUGGCACUGCCAGCCUGUAUGGAGUCUUAGUAAAUAAUGUAUAAAAUAUAUGAGAAUUAAUGAUUAAUGGUGAUUAUAACGAGAAAAGAAAAAGAAAAAUUGUAUGAUAAUCAGUGUGAACUGGGCUGCAUGGGGUUAUGCCUAUGUUAUAUGCAUCGAGUUGUGAUGGUGUUUUUUUUUUUUCCCUUGUCAAAUUUACAUUUCUUGCAUUGAUAAAGAGUUUUUCUGGGGAGUAAUGUACAGACAAUCCUAAAAGCAUUGAAACCCCAAGCAUCUGAAAGAGUGAAACAUUGGGUGAAAACUAACCCAACUGAUACAUGAAUGCCGAGUGUGUCAGGCUACUCUAAGUAAGAAAAAAACAUGGGCAGCUGUAGAAAAUAAUUCUGUUUUGUGUAAUAUAAUGGAUGGCUACUCACAUUUUUAAAACUUUGGUGCUCAAUAUCUCAAAACCUAAAUUUGCACACUUGUUACCAUAUAGAACACCUCAUGUCAUUAUCAAAGAUGAUCAUGUGGAUGUAAAUACUGUACUGUAUAUCAGAAGCUGAAAUUAAAAAAGGCAAAUCAAUGUAAAUUGUGGUGGUACAGGUUGGAAACUCUGCAUCCAGAGGUGAAAUUUUCUUACAUGUUGACGUAAAAUGAUGAUUUGGAAGUGAAAGGAAUGUUGUAUAGUCAAAACCAAGCUGCUUACAUGGCAUGAACAUGUUGAGAGAUUAGCAGAAGUAUGUAUGAUUCACAAGUGGAUGGUAGGAGAGGUAUGGGAAAGACUAAGACUCAGCCAGAAAGACGAGGUGGGGAAGGUGCGAGAUAGAAAGAUAAAGGAGAAUGGGCAUCCAAGAGGCAGCAGAUCAGAAAGCAUGUGAUAAGUUUUUUUUUUAAGAAAUUUUGGUGAAGGUUUUUCUUUACCUAGGAACACAUCUUGGCAUAUACCAAUAUAACUGGAGUCUGCUGGGAAAUGUUGCAUUGACUUAUGGAAAAUCAGUUUACGAGAAGUUGAUCUGGAACGAAACACUCUUGUACAUUGGGGUCUGCCUGUACCCCAUUAUUUUGUAUCUGUACAUAACCUGUCAAGUUUGUAACAUGGUUUCUGGGAAGUAGAUUAAUUUUAUGGCCUUAAUUACCGUGUUUACAUAGUCGUGUGUCUUGUAUGGCCUUUCCUACGUUAAUAGCACCAGAUGCAUUAUGUUUUUACACAUACCUGAUACAGUAUUAACCAGUGGUCCUCACAGCUCCAUGACAGAAUCUUAUUAGUAGAAUUUAUUUUAAUCACCCAAGUCAAGUAGUUGGCACAAGCACAGUAUCAUAAUGUCUUAUCAAAAUGCUCUAGUGUGUGGAGAACUGCAUUUCUAUUUGUUGUUUGCAUUGUAUGCUUUGAGCUUGCACCUCUCUCCCUCACCAUUUACCACUGAGGAUUCACUCUCUUAAUCCAGCCUACACAAGAACUGAAGAUAUUAGAUUUUAAUGGUACAGUAGCCAAAAUGCAGUGAUUAUUAUUAUUCUAAGUUAAAUAUUGAAUGAUGAAGAGUCCUGGACCUCAACCUGUGCCAAGUUUAAUUACUGUGUAUACUAUUAGUUUUAGUUAUAUAUUUUUUUUUCCAUGUACAGGGGUAUUUUACCAGACACUUGUUCUGUAUUUGAUAAAAAAUUAAAUCUAA
Homarus americanus (American lobster) is the source of this 6267-nucleotide messenger RNA. RefSeq names its product UDP-galactose transporter senju-like. Gene Ontology annotation, cellular component: Golgi membrane. Gene Ontology annotation, biological process: pyrimidine nucleotide-sugar transmembrane transport. NCBI's taxonomy places the organism in Eukaryota, Metazoa, Arthropoda, Malacostraca, Decapoda, Nephropidae. The transcript is spliced from 9 exons. The record is from RefSeq and is a predicted model, not a curated record. Gene Ontology annotation, molecular function: UDP-galactose transmembrane transporter activity. The coding region runs from base 235 to 1341 and encodes 368 amino acids.